This is a messenger RNA of Pyricularia grisea, 900 nucleotides long. RefSeq lists its product as uncharacterized. The record is from RefSeq and is a predicted model, not a curated record. Bases 179 to 616 code for a protein of 145 amino acids. The transcript has 3 exons. NCBI's taxonomy places the organism in Eukaryota, Fungi, Ascomycota, Sordariomycetes, Magnaporthales, Pyriculariaceae.
CACGUAAAUGCGCGUCUGUAUGCAGCUGUAAGCGGCCAGACCUGUCUUGAAGCUCAUUUCUUGAGGAAUCAUCCCCAGACCCGUUUCUAUCCCGUGAUCAACGAGGGAUGCGGCUCCUCCCUAGACCAACCCUUGACUGGUGCUGUUGGUGGCAAUAGCGCGUCUAGCAAGAGCAAUAAUGCCUCACCAAGCGCGUUUACUGGACGGAUAUCGGAAGUUCCCUGCUACGAAAAUAUGCGCAACGCAGCUAUUUGUCCAAUGCCUGAGAUUGACACUACACCACACCGCUAGUCAGCAAAGAAGACGGAACUUCCAGGGUUGUACUGCUUACCAUUUGGUAGUAUACGCCUUUCCUCUUCAGAAGAGCGGAAUGGUUACCCUUCUCGACAACCUUGCCCUCCCCAAGCACGAAGAUUACGUCCGCAUUCUGCACCGUCGCCAACCGAUGUGCCACGACAACCAUCGUCCUCGACCCUUUUGUCUUCUCAAAGACUGCCUGAACAGCCUUUUCCGUCUCCGAGUCCAAGUUGGACGUCGCCUCAUCCAGCAGCAACAGCCUCGGAUUCCUGACCAGGGCCCUAGCGAUUGCCAGUCUCUGCUUCUGCCCGCCGGAUAGUGCCACCCCCUUCGUGCCCACCACCGACUCGUACCCUUCCGGGAGCGAGGUGAUGAACUCGUGUAUCUCGGCGUCGCAACAGGCUUGGAUGAGAGCUUCUUCCAGCUUCUUGGCCGGCAUCUUGUCUUCUUCCACACCCAGUAGGAUGUUUUCCCUGAUGGAACCGUCGAAUAUACAUGCCUCUUGGGCCACGAGGGAUAUCUCUCUACGAUAGUCUUUCAGGCAGAGGUGUGAUAUUUCUACCCCGUUGACACAUACCAGAAGGCCCGACCACAGCAGCAAAC